AUAAAACGAGAGUUGCUAACAAGGUAGUUAGUAGAAGGAUGUCUGCAAAACGAUGAAGGGGCUCUUUGAAAGAGAAGCUGCAGGGCAGUUCAAGCAAAGAGAAGAAAAGUACUGUCUGACCGGUCGAACUCGAAGCGAACUAGGGGAUCGGUUGUCUUCGCACGCCGAUCGGGUGCAGAUGACAGAUGUAGGUUACACAACGGACUGAGAGUUCGCGCCGUAGUCGUGUGAUCAUUACUUCUGUUGUGCAAAGAAAGGACCGCGGUGCCCAACUAAUGGUCGCAAUUUCAUCGUCGAGCCGAUGCCUGCGGCUGGCGCCGCGAACCGCUGCGCUCGUGGCGAGUGUCGGAGCUCUUGCGUCUACUUCUUCAGCCACUGCCCUUCGCACCACGUCAGGGACGACCACAAAAGUGCAAAGGAGCAAGAAAAAUUUCGGGCUCGCGGCAACAAGCGGCACCAGUGAGGCGGACAAGAAGACGAGGAAGGCAAAGAACAGCUCUUCGAAUGUUGUAGCCAACAACAACAAGAACCUGAACCACGCGGCCCAGCAACAAGGUAAGCAGCGAAAGUCUGCCACUAAUGGGGCCAGCUCCAGUGCCGCGUCCUCUGCCUCAACCUCGUCUGCAAGUUUGACACUCACCAAAGUCGACGCGGAGCUACCCGACGUGAAGACGGUGAUGACGCCGGCAACCGUAUCAAGUGCAAAAGUGUCUGGGUCUGGAAGAAUGCAUGUUUGUCAUGCUUGUCUGGCAUGACUCUUAAAUCUGUCAUGCACGUUACCCAAGAGCUGCAUUUUUCUGUGAUGCAGAAACGCAGUUUGUCAUGCAGAAUAGGCAACACCUAGAAGCUCAGAAACUUGUCAUGCUGAGCCAGCAUUUGUGGCCUCAUCAUGAGACGCCGCCCAGCAUCACAAGUUUCCAGACCCAGACAUUUUUACAUUUGAUAAACCGAGACGGUGAACAAGAUGCAGGUGGAAGUGUUGAAGCUGAAUGCUUAUCAAAUGCAAAAAUGUCUGGGUCAGGAAGAUUUUGAGAUUUGUCAUGCAUGUUUUGCAUGACCCAGGAUGUCUGUAAUGCACGACCUAGCAUCUUCACAUAUUUUUAGAGGGCUUCCUGAUGCCUACUCCGCAUGACAAACGCCCUCCCCGCGUAGCACAAACUAGACUCCUCUUGCUGGUCAUGCAAUACAGAUUGUUUUAGCGUCCAAAGUUAGCAUCACAAGUUCCAACCUUCCAGACCCAGACACUUUUGCAUUUGAUAAUGCUCGGAUCGCGCAGCUGGCCACCCACGACCGGUCGCGACUGGAACGGAGCAAAGCCGAGCUGGAGAAGAAGUUGCAGGUGGAAAAGGCCGAGAUCGAGGAGGUACGGAAACAGAACGAGGAGCUGCGGAAGGAGAAUAACGCGUUGGUGAAAGAUAGCGAAAUUUUGCAAGUGCAGGGGCAGCAGGUAAGUACUUAUUUGUCUUCUGGUUGUUGCUCGUGGUCGUGUUUCUUCAUGUCUGAUCCGCCAUUUUUUGACGAGAAAUAACCGAACAAAAAGGUAGAAGAGGGUUUUUUCAACCACUUCUUUGUACUUUUCUACACAUGUACAGAUUCUCGCGGAGGACGACGGGUUGCGCAAAAUCAUCGGGGCGCUGCAGAAAAAGGUGAUUACCGGCGCGGACUUUGCGAGCAAGAUUGACAGUGAAACUCGGGACAUCAGCGAGGCGAGCAGGGCACCGGAGGUGGAUUUGUUGCGGUUGGACAUGAAGAGCACCGACAUCCAGCACGAAGCGCCGACGGAGCCGGUGCAAAGCGUCUUGCCAUCCGAGAUGCGUGCGGAUGCGCCACCCGUGUUCGACGCCGAAGCGGGGCAAAAAGAGCAGCAGCAAAGCCUGCUCGCCGCCAACCAAGCAGGAGGAGCCGGUGCAACGAGCUUUCUCUCCGUGCGAAGGUCCGACGACCAUCACGCCAUCAAGGCGGACAAGAAAAAACAAGAAGAAGCCGGAAGGAGUAAUGCUGGGACGGAAAUGUUGAGACAUGGGACGAGCAAGUUGCAGAAGCACGCAAAGAAAAGCAGCAAAACGUCGGCGAAAAAGACGAAGUACGACCCAGUAGCCAUGGAAAAGGACAUGAGCUGGGCUAAGGAGCCGGAACAGGACAAAGAGGGCGAGAGCAUGCUGACCCGACUGAAGAGCGAACUCACGCAGUUGCAAGCCGAGGAGAACAAAUCGCUCGAGUAAGAAGUGUGUUUUUAUUUUGCUACAUCGUAGUGAGUGUUAGCUGGUGCAUUAUUUUUGUAUGUCAAUGGGGAAACGAAAGUUGGAAAACAGCGAAAUUCUAUACCCAUUGUUCUGACUUUCACCAGUUCGCUCCGAGCGGUGUUUUCAGAGAAGAGUGCGAAGUUGGCGCUCGAGAAAACGCACCAGCUGAACGAGCAAGAGGAAUUGCUGCAGAAACAGCUGGACUUGAAAAAGCGACGGAGGGAGUUGCGGACCGCAGUUGACUUCGUCUCCGAGCGCAAGCGGUUCUUGGGGGACGGCUUGACUCACCUCAGUGCGUAUCUGAAGCUAUCCCACAGAAAAAAACUGGCAGGGCAUAUUUGUAAUGCAAAAAUAAAUACGCAGAGAGAUCUGUCAUGGGCGGCCUCAUAGCAUGCUGUUUAGGAUACGCGAUACAAGUUUUUUUGUCUAUUUAUUUUUGCAUUACAAAUAUGACCUGCCAGCUUUUUUCUGUGUGAUAGAAGCAGUUGGCGCACAUUGCCGGCGCCCCGCCGGUCGAGUCCGAUGUCUCAUUGGCCGAAGUCAAGGCACCGUGAGCAGAAUAAAUUUUGUACAAAAUGAAGUGUGGGAACAGAACGUGAACGCCGGUUUCAUUGUUUCUUGGUGUCAGGAGUGAUCUUAGCCCGAAAAUCAAUUGAGUCAUACUUUUUUCUCCAGUCAGAAAACGGUUUUCUUUUGACUUCGAAUGCUUUAUGCAAGUCAUUGCAAAUCAUGAUGUAACUCCCAUUCGUGGUUGAGAAUGCAGUUCGUCCC
Molecule: messenger RNA, 3014 nt
Organism: Amoebophrya sp. A120
Lineage: Eukaryota; Dinophyceae; Syndiniales; Amoebophryaceae
Source: the annotation of a GenBank genome assembly